AUUCCCUCCUUCUCCCUCCCUUUCGUCUCCUCAUAUCCACCGGCAACUGCACUGAAGCAGGCUGCCUCACCAAGCCUGUGGAUCCCAUCACCUCACUAAUUAGCCUUGAACUACUGUUGAAUAUCAUCAUAUUUAGCUUAGCGACCUAGCGGCACAGUGCAGACAGAUAUAGACUAGUCUGGCUGGAGGCUGGGUGCCUGGCAGUGGACAAGCUUUCUAUCUCUCCCUUUUCACACUCAGUGCCGAAGGCUUAUGAGUGGCGGAGCAGCGGAAGUGAGAGGCGGUUUUGCUUUGAAAGAGACAAGAAGGCAAACAGAGAAAGAAGCAAAGCUAAGACUCCGACCAAGCCACAGAAUGGGACUUUGCUGCAGGAACAAAUCCUCAUAGACUUCCAAGGCAGCGGUCUCUGUGCAGCAGCAUUGCUUUCAACAGAGAUUUAAGAUGAUUGACAGUGGGCUGUCGACUCAGAGGAGGCCAAUGAGAAACCUUCCUGCAGACAGAGGCUUGCAGAAAACCAGCACCUUCAUUGUGCCCUGCUUCCUCUUUGUUGAGCUGGUCAUCAUGGCAGGGACCGUUCUGUUGGCGUAUUACUUUGAGUAUACAGACACGUUCCCCGUGCACAUCCAGGGCUUCUUCUGCUUUGACAAAGCCUACUCCAAGCCUUAUCCAGGACCAGAGGACAACAGCAAAGCGUCGCCUGUUCUCGUCUACUCCCUCGUCACCGCCAUCCCCACUGUGACGAUUCUGAUUGGAGAAGUGACCAGUUUCUUUGUGAAGACAGAGGGAGCUCAGGAGAAGACCAUAGUGACUGCUGACUGCUGUUAUUUCAACCCUCUGCUUCGUAGGAUCGUACGUUUUCUGGGUGUUUACUCCUUCGGUCUCUUCACCACCACUAUUUUUGCCAAUGCCGGUCAAGUGGUGACAGGAAACCAGACGCCUCACUUUCUGUCCACUUGCAAGCCAAAUUACACAGCUCUGGGUUGCCAGUCUCCUCUGCAGUACAUCACAGAACAUCGGGCCUGUACAGGAAACCCAUUCCUGGUGGUGUCCGCCCGAAAAUCCUUCCCCUCCAAAGAUGCAGCGCUCAGUUUUUAUUCAGCCAUCUACACCGUGAUGUACGUGACUCUGGUGUUCCGAACCAAAGGGACCCGUCUGAUGAAGCCCACCAUAUGCCUGGUGCUGCUGUCUCUGGCUGUGUUGGUGGGGGUGGUGAGGGUAACCGAGCACAGGAACCACUGGAAUGACAUACUGGCUGGAUUUGUCACGGGAGGGGCCAUCGCUGCAUUCCUGGUGUCAUGUGUGAUCAACAAUUUCAAGCCAACCCACAUAGCAGUGCCAACUCCGCUUCCGCCUCCUCAACAGUGUCCAGAGCCCACCGUUGGGCUGCCUCUACUCACCCUGCCCCGUGUGGAGAGUCCACUUGAAAAGUUAAGUGGCCUCCAGGCUCCAGGGCUACCAUAUUCUGAGAUCACAUGACCAUCAGCCAAUCCCGUCCCCCACCCCUCCCGAUGUGCUCCUCCCAACAAGGCGUUGCCUCACCAGCGCAGUCUAGACCUGCCCACUGAAUGCCCCCUACCCUGCCCCGCCCACCCUGAAGGACGACAACCUUUGCGACGAGUCAAAUCCACCCAGGUGUGAAGGUUCACCAGUCACAGUGGACAAAGCUCGGCUGAAUCUUGUAAUCGGCUAAAGACCUGCCUUGUACUGUCCUCGUUUGUCCUCCAAAAUGGCCUCCAAUUUCACUUGGGUGUAAACGCUCUACGUGAAGCCUCAUCAAAGCCAGAGCUGUUAAAGCAAUACUGUGUCCUGUUACUUUGUGUGGGUUUCCACAAAGGCUCAACAGCGACUCUAAACACUGUUGACUGGUGAUGACUUGAUUUUUCCAAUCAAAAAAAGAAAAAAGAAAGGAAGGAAGUAAACUCAGCUGAGCUGAGGGUCACAUGUGGAUUUUCCUCAAGACCAUUUUGUAAUACUCAGGACAAUAAAAUCGAAACACGUAAAGAACGCAAUUAGUCAAUAAAGACUUUUAUGUGAUCAGAGUGCAGGUAACGUCGGGUAUUAUUGCACAGAUUUGAGAGGGAAGCACUUCUGUAAAUUAUAGCACAGAUGAACUCAUUUAGUGUUCAGUAAACUGCGUUGUUUAUUAUCUUUUUCUUUUUGUUUUCUUCUAAAUAAUCAUGUGAUGUGAUAAAGAGAGAUUUUAAACACACUAGAGCUUUGCUUGUGAUACCACAUUUGAUUUGUUUUUUUGGGGGGCUUCAGUUAAUAUCCCAAAUGUGACACUAAAUAUUCAGGCGUCAGUUUUAAAUGUCAACUGGUUUGAUGUUCAUGCUGUGAAUUAUUCAGGAAGUUUGAGGACUUGACUUCCCGACUUUUGCCCCAUAUGGAAUUCUUCUUUUAGUUUGCAGAAAAAUGCUGUUCUUCUUUUUCUUUUUACCACAGUGAAGCCUCAUGUUUUGUUUUGUUUUUUAACACACAGAACACUAAUAAGACUUACAUUCAUAUCAGGUGGUGUCUCCAAAAGAAAUGUGUCAAAAGAGCAUAUAUGACAUGAGUUUAAUACUGCUGUAGUGCGUCUUUCUCGUCCAGUCUAUCUGUUCAUCACACUUAUGGUGUAAAACUAAUGGCACAGACAAAGUGUGUAACACUAUGAUGUGACCUCUGGGGUUUUGUAUAGGUUUGUACAGUGCAUAGGUUUCUUUACACAGUAUAUACAGCAUUAUCAUUCUAUUUAAAGUGUGUGAACAAUGUGAAGCAACCUGAAGCUGUCUUGUAGGAACCGGAGUAGUAGCUGGAUCUACAGUAAAGCAGGAAUGUAGCGCAGCGGAGUUGUGUGUGAAAUCUAACUAACACAAAGUCGGUGUGUUUGGCUCACAACCUUGCUUGGUUCUGCUCAGUUCAACAGGACACUGCAGGUCACACUAGUUUACAGAAUGGGUUAUAUAAAGAAGAUAUAAUGGUUUUAUUAAGCGUGUGUGAAUGUGUGUAUGUGUAAGUAUGCUUAUUGGGAUUGGUGUGCAUAUUUAUCAUGAGCACAUUGUAUGGCAGCACAACUGUUAAUUUGGCAAUCUGUUUUUCUUAAGUUAUACUGUCAAAAAUAGCUGCUAUAAUUACACACUUGUGCUUGUGUAUAACUGCAGGCCUUAAAAGGACCCCUGCCAAGGUGUCCUAACAAUGCCUGUUAUAGCAGAAGGUGCUCAUUAUAGCUCUGAGAUUACAAACAGUAUUUUCUUUCAGAUUUUUUUUUUUUUUUUUUGUAAACAACUGAAUGGAUUGAGAAAUAUCUGUUCAAAUGAUAUUAUUUUCAUGUUAUAAGUCUCUGUUUUGUAUUUAUUUACCAAAAAUAAAUUACAAUUAUCACACA
Melanotaenia boesemani (Boeseman's rainbowfish) is the source of this 3364-nucleotide messenger RNA. Its product is annotated as phospholipid phosphatase-related protein type 5-like. The coding region runs from base 442 to 1476 and encodes 344 amino acids. Lineage: Eukaryota; Metazoa; Chordata; Actinopteri; Atheriniformes; Melanotaeniidae. Gene Ontology annotation, biological process: phospholipid dephosphorylation; signal transduction; phospholipid metabolic process. The record is from RefSeq and is a predicted model, not a curated record. The transcript has 8 exons. Gene Ontology annotation, molecular function: phosphatidate phosphatase activity.